Boleophthalmus pectinirostris (great blue-spotted mudskipper) is the source of this 2861-nucleotide messenger RNA. RefSeq names its product acyl-CoA oxidase 1, palmitoyl (gene acox1). Gene Ontology annotation, biological process: fatty acid beta-oxidation using acyl-CoA oxidase; lipid homeostasis; very long-chain fatty acid metabolic process. Gene Ontology annotation, cellular component: peroxisome. Bases 138 to 2123 code for a protein of 661 amino acids. The transcript has 14 exons. Gene Ontology annotation, molecular function: fatty acid binding; FAD binding. The record is from RefSeq and is a predicted model, not a curated record. NCBI's taxonomy places the organism in Eukaryota, Metazoa, Chordata, Actinopteri, Gobiiformes, Gobiidae.
UUCAGUUUGUAUUACAGAUCCAUGGUCCAGGGCAGUCAACUGUGGUCUAGUUCAGGUUGUGUAAGGUAACCCAAAUAAAAGUCACCGUCUUCCAUAACGGUUUAUUACAACUAUCGCAGUGUUUAUUAAAUAAAGUCAUGAAUCCGGACAUUCUUAAAGAGCGACAGAAUGCUUCUUUUGACGUCCAGAAACUCAUUUAUAUUUUGGAUGGUGGGCCCGAAAAGACCAAAAGAAAACGAGAAAUUGUGUCACUGGUCGCAAAUGAUCCAGACUUUGAUGAAGUGGACCCAAAUUUCCUGUCUCGCAGUGAGCGUUAUGAUCAAGCUGUAAGAAAGAGCGCUCAAAUGAUCUUGAAGCUUAGAGAGUAUGGCAUUGCAGAUCCAGAGGAGAUUUACAUCUACAAGAGCUCUGUGCACCCAGGGAGGCCAGAGCCUUUGGAUCUUCAUUUGGGGAUGUUCCUGCCUACAUUGCUCAAUCAAGCCACCCCAGAGCAAAUGGAUCAGUUCUUCAUGCCCGCUUGGAAUCUAGAGAUCAUCGGCACCUACGCUCAAACUGAGAUGGGCCACGGGACUCAUCUGAGAGGCCUUGAAACCACUGCCACUUAUGAUCCAGCAACACAAGAGUUUGUCUUAAACAGUCCCACAGUUACCUCCAUCAAAUGGUGGCCCGGAGCUCUUGGAAAGACGUCAAACCAUGCUAUUGUUUUAGCUCAGCUUUAUACUCAUGGACAUUGCCAUGGUCUGCAUGCUUUUAUUGUACAGCUCCGACACAUGGACACGCAUGAACCUCUUCCAGGCAUUUUGGUUGGUGAUAUUGGGCCUAAGUUCGGCUUUUGUGAAGUUGACAAUGGAUUUUUGAAACUGGAUAAUGUUCGGAUUCCACGAGAAAACAUGCUCAUGAAAUAUGCAAAGGUGGAGCCGGAUGGUCGCUAUGUGAAGCCCCCCAGUGCCAAGCUCACCUAUGGAACAAUGGUGUUUGUUCGGUCCCUUAUUGUUGGUCAGUCUGCCAUAAACUUGGCUAAGUCAUGUACAAUUGCCAUUCGCUACAGCGCUGUACGUCAUCAGUCUGAAAUUCGUUCCGGAGAACCUGAGCCCCAGAUCUUGGACUAUCAAACACAACAGUACAAACUUUUCCCUUUGCUGGCAACAGCCUAUGCAUUCACCUUUGUGGGUCAGUACAUAAGCCAAACCUAUCAUCGUAUCACUGGAGACAUCAACCAUGGAGACUUCAGUGAACUGCCAGAGCUCCAUGCCCUCUCUGCUGGACUGAAGGCCUUUACCACUUGGGCAACUAACAGUGGCAUUGAAGUGUGCCGCAUGUCUUGUGGUGGACAUGGUUAUUCCUGCAGCAGUGCCUUUCCUGACCUUUAUGUACAGUUCACUCCCACCUGCACAUAUGAAGGGGAAAAUACUGUUAUGAUGUUGCAGACUGCAAGAUACCUGGUCAAAAGCUACAGGCAAGCCAAAGCUGGUCAACAGCUGAAAGGCAUUAUGGCAUAUCUGAAUGACAUGGAGCAGCGUCAAGUCCGAGCCCAUCCGGCCUCUGCCAGGCCAACCGUCGUGGACAUCAAUGACCUGAGUAACCUUGUGGAAAGCUAUAAACUACGGGCUGCAACACUUGUUGAGUCUGCUGCCAGAAGCAUCCAGCAAGAGUUACAGAAGAGGAAAAGUCAAGAAGACGCUUGGAACAACAGUGCUAUUGACUUAGUCAGAGCCUCAGAUGCCCAUUGUCACUAUGUGGUAGUGAAGCUCUUCACAGAAAAGCUGAGUGAGAUCGGGGACACAGCCAUACACUCGGUGCUGUCCACCCUGGCUCUGUUGUAUGCUCUGCAUGGCAUCACAAAAAACUCUGGGGACUUCUUGCAGGCUGGACUUCUGACUGUGCCUCAGAUGCAGCAGAUCUCUGUGCGUAUCAAAGAGCUGCUGUGUCUGCUCAGACCCAACGCUGUUGCACUGGUGGAUGCCUUUGAUUUCAAUGACAAAAAUCUCAACUCUGUCCUGGGACGAUAUGAUGGAAAUGUUUAUGAGAACCUGUUUGACUGGGCCCGGAGGUCACCACUCAAUGCUACAGAGGUCCAUGAGUCCUUUCACAAGUACCUGAAGCCUCUGCGGUCCAAGCUCUGAGUAUAAGGCAGGUUGAUGGACACUGCUGCUCUGAAGCGUAUAUAAUCUCACAAUAUAUACACAUUUUGGGUUAGCGUUGAUACACAGUACAAUAAUAAUUAAUAAUGAGUUUGUAAAUGGAGGUAAAAUGUAAUCACAUUUGUAAUGUUGCAAAAUAUCGCAGUAUAGCAUGUUGGAAUGUGAACAUUAAAAGUUCAAAGAAAUAUUUUCUAGUGAAACAUAUUUUUAUAAUCAUUUAUACCUAGUUUUCAUUUGCAAACUAUGACUAAACUAUGAGAUUUUUGUCUACUCUAAAAUUAAAUUAUGCACAAUUAUUGUUAUUUUUUUAUUUUACUUGAACAGUAUAAUAUAGUUACUAUUUUAAGUAAUAAAACCAUUCCUUUUCUUGAUGUGAAAUAAUGCACUUUGGAUGAGGAUAUCCCAAAUUUGUCAAAACAUUUUGUAAUUUUGUGUGAACUCAAUCUUUGCAUAUUAUUGCUGAAAGGAAUAGGGCAGUUUUUACUUAGGAUGACUUGACUAUGUCUCAAUCACUGUGUUUCUAUGAAAUUCUGAAUAUUUUUUUUCUAAUUCAUUUACUAUGUUAAUCACAAUCAGCUGCACUCACAACUAAUCUUAAAAGGUGUUGGUCUCUGGAAGCUGCCAUGUGCCUGUUUUAUUUUUGUUGUAUGCUAAAUGAAGAUGUGUGUGUAAAAUAGAAAUUUAUUUGCUCUUAAUAAAACUGGGUUAUAUAAUCACUAA